Molecule: messenger RNA, 2362 nt
Organism: Agelaius phoeniceus (red-winged blackbird)
Lineage: Eukaryota; Metazoa; Chordata; Aves; Passeriformes; Icteridae
Product: mitochondrial nicotinamide adenine dinucleotide transporter SLC25A51-like
Biological process (GO): mitochondrial NAD transmembrane transport
Cellular component (GO): mitochondrion
Molecular function (GO): NAD transmembrane transporter activity
Source: RefSeq, a predicted model, not a curated record
GCUGCACUUGCUACGUCAUCGAAAAUGUGAGGUGGUGAACGCAGUAUCCAGUUUGGUCGGCGGCAGUGGCAACUUUUAUCUCCAAAUUGCGUUUUCAGGUGGUAUGGAAGACGGAACAGGAAAAGAAAUCUAAGAUAUAUAUUGAGGGGGAAAAAAAGAUGGAUUCACAAGAUUGUGUCCCAACAAAUUCAAAGCAAGAUAUGAGCCAUCACAUAAAGGGUAACGCUGGUAAACAUUAUCUUUGUGGCUAUUGUGCAGCCUUCACCAAUAUAGUAGUCACCUUUCCCAUCCAGAAGGUCCUCUUUCGACAACAGUUGUAUGGCUUGAAAACAAAGGAUGCAGUACAUCAGCUGCAGAAAGAUGGAAUUCGAAAUCUCUAUCGUGGAAUCCUUCCUCCAUUAAUGCAAAAAACAACUACCCUGGCUCUAAUGUUUGGCUUGUAUGAAGAUUUCUCCUCCUUGCUCCAUAGUCAUACAAGUGCACCUGAACUUCUAACUUGCAGCAUGGCAGCAGUGCUUGCAGGGACCACAGAAGCCCUUCUUACACCUUUUGAACGAGUCCAGACUUUGCUUCAAGACUACAAACAUCAUGACAAAUUUACAAACACUUACCAGGCUUUCAAGGUACUAAAAGUCUAUGGGAUUAGAGAAUAUUAUCGGGGUUUGGUGCCUAUUCUGCUCCGGAAUGGAAGCAGUAAUAUCCUCUUCUUUGGCCUACGAGGACCUAUCAAACAUUGUCUGCCUGAAGCAACUUCUCAUAGCACUCACUUGGUCAAUGACUUUAUCUGUGGUGGGCUGUUGGGUGCCUUACUGGGAUCCUUAUUUUUCCCAAUGAAUGUUGUAAAAACUCGCAUGCAAUCUCAAAUUGGUGGUGAAUUUCAGUCUUUUUCAAAAGUUUUUGUGACAAUAUGGCUAGAACGUGAUAAAAAAUUGAUGCAUCUUUUCAGAGGAGUCCAUCUGAAUUACCAUCGUUCUGUCCUGUCCUGGGGCAUAAUCAAUGCAACAUACGAAUUCUUGCUAAAGCUAUUAUGAGAAAUGUUACCUUCCUUUGAAACACCUCUAUUCACUUGGGUAUUUGUACAUUUUAGAUCACUUUGUCUCUGGAAAUAGGUUAAUUUAUGGAACUUUUUGUAAAUAAUAUGUAGUACCAUGAAACUUGAAGAGAAUUCAAAGCAGCCAUUUCAGUAGAGAGAUGGAUGAUAUUGUUAGUGGCUGCUUAGUGUGGAAGGUAAUUAGUCUUAUGAACAACCUUGAGUAUUUAUGGGGUAAAUAGCAAUAUAUCUAAAUCUUGAUGCAAUUCAAUAUACUUCUAAACAAGUUAAAGUAUUUAUAUAUUGGUGGAUAAAUUUACCCAUAGUGGAAUAUCUAGAAAAAUGCAAAGUAAAAAAAUAUCUGUAUAUUGGUCCAGUAGCUUAUUCUAUAAUUUCAAAUAUUUCCCAAUACUCACAAUAAUCAAAUUUUAUGCUGCACAUUGUAUAAUUUGAAAAUAAAGAAGGAGCAAAUGAAAGCUAAUUCUUUUGUUUGAAACACUACAGAGGGUUAAAAACUGAGCUUCCAAAUGUCUUGGGGCUCUAAAUUAUCUUUGGAGUUUAAACAGAAGCUGCCAAUUUUUGAUUAGGAUGACUUUCUUUCUGAACCUCAAGUUUUAAACUGAGCCUACACAAACUAUUUUGUCAACCAUAUUACCACUCAGCUUUAACAUGAGCAUUAUCUCAUUCAUCAAUAGCUACUGAAUAUUAAACUUCAGUGUAAAAUGACCAAAUGCAAAGUGGGAUUGUGCCUAUGUAUGAGUGUGCCUUGAAAUUAAAAGGUGGAAGGAGCAAGACAACAAUUUUAUCUCAAGCUUUAAAAGUGUUCCUUGUUGAAAAACCUAUUUGCAAAUUUAGUAUACUCAAGUUUUCUGCUUUUGUAUUGCUUUGUUUCUGUUGCAAACAAAAAACUGAUCUCACUCAAAUGUUCAAACAGUAAUACAUCUUCCUUUGAUUAGCAAGCUACUUGAUUUACAGCUUUUUUUUUUUCUUUUGCAAACUGUUUUUGUUUAAUUUGUGCUGUGACAGAAUUUUAUAUCAGCACUGACAAAGUGAGAUUUCUGGGUAUAAGCAUUUAAGGCCUUAAAGGGAAAGCAAGCAUAACUACCCAACAGGUGACUGUCUUAAUUCUUUCUUAGUUCUUUUUUCUUUAUUUGGGGGUGUGUUAUUCAUGAAAAGUUUAUGAAGCAUUCUUUGUUUUGGAUUUGGGGACAGGAAAACUUUCAGAAACUAUUUUUAAUUGUUCUUUUCCUAUUUUUUAGGCCCUGUAUAACUAUCACUGGUAAUACAGUAAAACAAUAAAAGGAGUUGUGUGGCUAAUAACUUACACUUCAA